This is a messenger RNA of Brassica rapa (field mustard), 2064 nucleotides long. RefSeq lists its product as uncharacterized. The record is from RefSeq and is a predicted model, not a curated record. NCBI's taxonomy places the organism in Eukaryota, Viridiplantae, Streptophyta, Magnoliopsida, Brassicales, Brassicaceae.
AGUCUGCUUCAACAUUUAUCCAGGUUGGGUACGAAGCAUUUCUCCGGUAGCACCAACCCUAUUGUGGCAGACGAGUGGAGGAGUAGGCUGGUCAAAAACUUUCAAUCAACUCGCUCUCCAGAGGAUUACAGACGAGACAUUGCGGUUCACUUCCUGGAAGGGGACACGCAUAAUUGGUGGCUUGCAGUGGACAAGCGCACCAAUGGGAGUUUGGAAAGUUUUACGGACUUUGAAGUUGAGUUCAACUGCAAAUACUUCCCUGCUGAGGCUUGGGAUCGUCUGGAAGCUCAGUUUCUAGAUUUGGCCCAAGGCCGCAGGACUGUACGAGAGUACGAAGAAGAGUUCAACCAGCUCAGACGGUUUGUUGGAAGAGAGCUGGAGGACGAGGCAGUCCAGGUCCGUAGGUUCAUCCGAGGCCUAAGGCCAGAACUGAAGACCCAUUUCCCGAUCCGCACUUUCAACACCGUCGGAGAACUGGUGGAACGGGUGGCUUUGCUAGAGACUAACUUGGCUGAAGAAGCUAAGCUUAAGGCUAAGUCACAUCCAGUGGCAGCGGCUCCUCCGGGACUGGUCGGAGAGGGUCUGUUCUGUCUGGACGCUAGAGAUAAUUUUGGGAUAGUGAGGGCGGCCGGAGGGCAAGCCAUGAACUCACUAGGUCUCAUGUCAAAUAUCCCAGUGUCAAUACAGGGAAAUGUAUUCCCUGUGGAUUUGGUCUGUGUCCACCUAAAGAAUCACGAAGUGAUCCUAGGUAUGGACUGGUUGGGAAAGUAUCGGGCCACUCUCGAUUGCCAUAGAGGUCAUGUGAAAGUAGUGGUUUCAGCAGUUCGAGCUAUUCGGAUGUUGGAACAGGGUUGUCAGUCCUUUUUGGCUACAAUUACAACUACAGAGCCGGGCAGUUCUGUCUGUCUGAAAGACCUUUCAGAGGAUUCGUUGGUGUCGAAGUUCCCAGAUGUGUUCCAGGUACCUCAGGGUGUCCCCCCUGAUAGGUCGGAUCCAUUUACGAUUGAACUAGAGCCAGGGACAGCUCCGCUGUCCAAGAGUCCGUACCGAAUGGCUCCGGCCGAGAUGGCCGAGCUAAAGAAGCAAUUAGAAGAAUUCCUUGACAAGGGGUUCAUACGGAAGACGGCAUUUAGGACCAGGUACGGUCAUUACGAGUUCGUAGUGAUGCCGUUCGGUCUGACCAAUGCACCUGCCGCUUUCAUGAAAAUGAUGAACAGCGUGUUCCGGGAUUUCUUGGAUGAAUUCGUGAUCAUCUUCAUUGAUGAUAUCCUAAUUUAUUCCAAGGAUGAGGAAUCUCAUAGGAAACACUUGAGAGCCGUGCUGGAACGAUUACGAGAACACAAACUCUAUGCUAAACUCAGUAAAUGCAGUUUUUGGCAGAAGAGUAUUGGGUUCCACGGCCAUAUUGUUUCCGAUCAGGGCAUCUCGGUGGAUCCAGAGAAGAUCAGGGCAAUCAAGGAUUGGCCCCGACCCCGCAGUGCCACGGAAGUCAGAAGCUUCUUAGGGCUGGCAGGUUACUAUAGGAAGUUUGUGAAAGGAUUCGCAAGCUUGGCUCAGCCUAUGACGCGGUUGACUGGGAAGGACGUUAAGUUCACAUGGGCUGAAGAGUGUGAGGAAUGUUUCUCCGCACUUAAGAACAUGCAGACUAGCGCACCCGUCCUGGUGCUUCCGGAGGCCGAUCAACCAUAUGUGGUCUAUACGGACGCGUCCAUCACAGGACUAGGUUGCGUAUUGACCCAGCAUGGGAAGGUCAUUGCCUAUGCGUCCAGGCAGUUGAGGAAACAUGAGGGAAACUACCCCACCCAUGAUCUCGAAAUGGCUGCGGUAGUAUUCGCCUUAAAGAUUUGGCGAUCAUACUUGUAUGGCGCCAAAGUUCAGAUACUUACGGACCAUAAGAGUCUUAAGUAUAUAUUCACCCAGCCUGAGUUAAACUUAAGGCAGAGGAGGUGGAUGGAAUUCGUAGCUGACUACGAUUUAGACAUCACCUACUAUCCGGGAAAGUUAGGAACAAGAGUGAACAUGAGUACAGCCUAUCACCCACAGACUGAUGGACAGUCGGAACGU